GGGAUUACAGAACAAAGAGGCGCCCUCCCCGCUCCGCCUCGUCUGCAGCCCCCAGGACGCAGGGGCGGGCUGCAGGGGGGCCCCCGCCUGGCCCGGCAACACCCCCUCCCUCUGGCAGCCGCCGCCGCCCCCCCCCCCCAGCAGCCAGGCUGGGAAUUACCCCCCCUCCCCAAUCCCCCACCCUCCUCCUCCUCCUCUUUCUCCUUCCCUCCUCCUCCUCCUCUUCUGGACAGAAUAAUUCCACCCCGCAAUCCGAGCAGGAGGAGCUGAUUGCUGGGAAAAGCUGAUCUGUGGGUUUGGGGAAUGAGGUCAGGCUGAGAAAGCCAAGAGCUGAGAAAGUGACUAUGGCACUGCUGGGGAAGCUCUCCGACAGGCCCCCAAACAACUCCCGGCCCGACCACUGGUAUCUGGUGUCCUCUCAGAAAGAUGAAGUUAUCACCAGCUUAGUAUCUGCCUUAGAUUCUAUGUGUUCAGCACUUUCAAAACUCAACGCGGAAGUGGCCUGCGUGGCGGUUCACGACGAGAACACCUUCGUCAUCGGGACGGAAAAGGGGAGGAUCUUCAUGAACACGAGGAAAGAGGUCCAGGCAGAUUUUAAGAAGUUCUGCACAGGAGUCCAGCAAAGGAAAGACCAAGAACUCGACAACCAGAAGAAGGCCAAAGAUUUUGGCCGGACCAUUCCCCGGAUCUCCCCAGAUCAGGGAUCGGAUGUUUACCUCCUCAGGAAGAUGGUGGAAGAAGUCUUUGACGUGCUUUAUAGUGAGGCCUUAGGGAAGAACACUGUGGUCCCCUUGCCGUAUGAGAAGCUCUUGAAAGAGCCCAGUUUGCUGGCAGUGGCCGGGCUGCCUGGCGGAGUCACCUUCAGGAAACCUUCCGAAUAUGACACCAAAUCUCUGAUGGCCAUUUUAGAGCAUAGUCACAGCAUGCGCUUCAGGCUAAAACGACCCCCCGAAGAUUCCAUCCGGGACCCCAACCCUGGCCCCGAGAUUAAUGCCCCCGCUCUGCUGCCGAAAAGCCACCGAGAACCCGGCCUGAACAACAUGCACGUGAAAACGGCCAGCCAGGACUCUCUCCCUGGGGUCAGCCCCAGCAGUUUCCUGUACGGCGUAUCUCUGCCUGCCCAGCUGGCCAUGGAAAUCAAGCAGGAGGGGCCGGCCGGCCGGCACGGGAUCCACGCGGUGGGCGAGAUGCUGAGGUCGUCCCGGCCGCCAGGAGAAGCGAAGGUGCCUUCGCCACAGGAGUUCGGGGACUGCUGUGGACAGAAAUCUACUCUCCCCGGUGGUCCACUUAUCCAGAACGUUCACUCUUCCAAACGCAUCCUUUUCUCCAUAGUCCAUGACAAAUCAGAUAAAUGGGACAGUUUCAUAAAAGAGACGGAAGAUAUCAACACUCUGCGGGAAUGUGUGCAAAUCCUCUUCAACAGCAGAUAUGCUGAAGCGUUGGGGCUGGAUCACAUGGUCCCCGUCCCGUAUCGGAAAAUUGCUUGCGACCCCGAGGCAGUAGAAAUCCUUGGGAUCCCGGACAAAAUCCCCUUCAAGCGGCCCUGCACCUAUGGAGUUCCCAAGCUCAAGCGAAUAUUGGAGGAGAGGCAUAACAUCCACUUUGUGAUCAAAAGGAUGUUUGAUGAAAGGAUUUUUACAGGAAGUAAAUUUACCAAAGAUUCAGCCAAGAUAGAGCCAUCUAGCCCCUCUGGGGAAAUAUCUCCUGAGCCACACAGAAUGGCAUUUCUUCAACUGGCAGGGACUUCCCAGGCUAACCACAGGUCUGAAAAGUGCCCCAUUUCUGCAGACUGUGAACCAGGUACCUCAGGGGAACUAGGAGGGAUAAAGCGCAUUAAAAUAGAACCGGACGAAGUGGACAUCAUCCAGAUCACUGUUCCAGAUCGAUCGCCCAGUUCGGAGGAAAUGCACGACGGGGCAGCCAAUCACAUGACUUCGGAUGAUGCCGCCUACGUGCGUGAAAGGCUGGCAGAUAAAGCUUCCGGUAACCAUGCACAACAUGAGGAGAAGCAGAGAGAAGGCAAAGAUGGCGUGGGUGACGUUUUAAGUCACUUGAGAAAGCAAGUGGAGAUUUUGUUCAACACAAGAUAUGCUAAAGCCGUAGGAACUUCUGAGCCGAUCAAGGUCCCGUAUUCCAAGUUUCUGAUGUACCCAGAGGACCUCUUUGUGGUGGGUUUACCCGAUGGCAUCUUGCUCAGACGGCCGAACUGCUUUGGGAUUGCAAAAUUAAAAAAGAUUCUACAGGCCAGUAGCAGCAUCCAGUUCAUCAUCAAGAGGCCAGAACUGCUCACAGAAGGGGUGAAAGAGCCCGCCUCUGACAGCCCAGGAGUGAUAGCAAACGAGAGGGAACCCAACGAGCGUCUGGUGGAGGAACCAGUUAAAAGGCCCGGAUUCCAAGAAAAUUAUGACACGCGGCUUUCCCGAAUCGAUAUCGCAAACACGCUAAGGGAACAAGUUCAAGAUCUCUUCAACAAGAAAUAUGGUGAGGCUCUGGGCAUCAAAUACCCGGUCCAAGUGCCAUAUAAACGUAUCAAGAGCAACCCAGGAUCAGUCAUCAUCGAAGGGCUCCCGCCAGGAAUCCCCUUCCGAAAACCAUGCACCUUUGGUUCCCAGAACCUGGAGAGGAUCCUAGCAGUGGCAGACAAGAUCAAGUUCACGGUAACAAGGCCUUUCCAAGGACUCAUCCCCAAACCUGCCCCUAGACGGAUAUCCACCUUGGAAAAGGCAUACGCCGCCUUGAACGACGAAGACGAUGCUAAUAGGCUGGGGGAGAAAGUGAUCCUUCGGGAACAGGUCAAGGAGCUCUUCAACGAAAAAUACGGAGAGGCGUUGAGCCUGAACCGGCCCGUCCUGGUGCCCUAUAAGUUGAUCCGGGACAGUCCCGACGCCAUCGAAGUGACUGGCCUGCCGGACGACAUCCCAUUCCGAAACCCCAACACCUACGACAUCCACCGGCUGGAGAAGAUCCUCAAAGCGCGGGGCCGGAUCCGGAUGGCCAUCGUCAAACAGCUUCAGUCCUUUACAGAUGUGGGUUCCGAAGCCAAACAGCCAGAAAACAACAGCAACGUUCCCAAACGGAAACGGAAGCGGGUCUCCGAGGGGAAUUCAGUAUCUUCCUCUUCAUCGUCGUCCUCUUCCUCCUCUUCAAAUCUGGAGUCCACGUCAUCAACCAAUCAGAUCUCACUUGUGCAAUGGCCCAUGUACAUGCUGGAUUACGGGGGGCUCAACGUACAGAUCCCAGGACCGAUGAAUUACUAAGACCUCAGCUGCUCCGCCGGGAACCUCAGCCGAAAGGAUCACUGGCGCCCUGUAACUUUCUUUUGUACAAAGUGUAUAUUCCAAUAUGUAUUGAUGCCUUUUAGUUUUUCCAAUGAUUUUUACACUAUAUUCCUGCCGCCAGGGCCUUUUUGAAUAAAAAACCAAGGAAGUGUUGCCUUGCUCUGA
This is a messenger RNA of Hemicordylus capensis (graceful crag lizard), 3443 nucleotides long. It is a transcript of the gene GTF2IRD1, whose product is annotated as GTF2I repeat domain containing 1. The transcript is spliced from 29 exons. Gene Ontology annotation, cellular component: nucleus. Gene Ontology annotation, biological process: transcription by RNA polymerase II. Bases 345 to 3257 code for a protein of 970 amino acids. Gene Ontology annotation, molecular function: DNA-binding transcription factor activity. NCBI's taxonomy places the organism in Eukaryota, Metazoa, Chordata, Lepidosauria, Squamata, Cordylidae. The record is from RefSeq and is a predicted model, not a curated record.